Messenger RNA from Metarhizium robertsii ARSEF 23, 1719 nucleotides. Its product is annotated as BZIP transcription factor. The transcript has 3 exons. NCBI's taxonomy places the organism in Eukaryota, Fungi, Ascomycota, Sordariomycetes, Hypocreales, Clavicipitaceae. The record is from RefSeq and is a predicted model, not a curated record. Bases 1 to 1719 code for a protein of 572 amino acids.
AUGGCCUCCGCAGCAGGCGAUGCGGUCGACAGCUCAGAUGCGAGGUCGCCCAGUACCGCUCCCACUCCUGGCGUUGGUGGUACUGGGCCUGGACCUGGACCUGGGGCAACUGGCAUUAAACGCGGCCUAGACGGCGAGGCCAGAUGUGAUGAGAAGGCCGCCGGCGAUGGCGAGGCUGGAGUGAAGAAGAAGAAGACGGGGUCUGGGAGUCGAGGCGUGGCCAAUUUGACUCCCGAGCAAUUGGCCAAGAAAAGGGCAAAUGACCGGGAGGCUCAGCGGGCCAUUCGCGAAAGAACCAAGAACCAGAUUGAAGCUCUGGAAAAACGCAUUCGGGACCUGACAAACCAGAAGCCCUAUCAGGAACUUCAGGCUGUUGUCGGGGCCAAGCAGGCAGUUGAGCAGGAGAAUGCUGAUAUCAAACGUCAGUUGGCAAACAUUAUUAGCAUUCUGAAACCAAUUGUUGAUUCAUCAUCGGGAGAAGCCACACAUGUUUCACCAACUCAUACAUUUUCCCCGCCAACAACGGCGGUGCCAAGCCCAGGCAUUCAUCAAUACAGCGCUACUACACCCGCAACAACAGCUUCUCCUGCCGCAAACCUGGAUCAAAUCCAACAACAGUUGCAGCAUGUGUCACCUGGCCUGAGCGAUGACUUAAUUGGGCCCCCAGAUGCCCACACGGGCUUAUAUAUAGCACAAUUGCACAACCAGAAGCUUCAGCUGCGUCAAGGACUUAACAUGAGUGGAGAGCGGCUGGGACUGGACUUCUUGCUACGGCCAGGUGAGCGUGUGAGUAGGAUUCAGGCUGGCGCCAACGGUGCUCAAGACUCACAACAGUAUCAUCAUGUUCCCAUGAAGCAUGACUGGGCGGCCAGCCAGAACGAGCAAGAAGGCCAUCACCCCUGGACCUCGUCUGACCCUUCUGGACAAUUGCCCGAGUCCUCAGGAUCCGACGGGUACCGACAGGCAGAAAGCAGUCCAUCCGGCAUAGUACCACAUCACCCCGGGGCACUACAACAACAUAAUCCAGAAUCAAACCCCAACGGCCUUCCUUUCUACGCACAACAACUCAAGCAUAGUCAUCCCUCGUGUCCGUUGGAUUCUUUGCUUCUCAACUUCCUCUCCGAACGUCGCCAGCGCAUUGCCGACGGUGUUCCCAUCCGAGAAGUCAUUGGUCCGCGAUACCCGUCUGUAUCAUCACUUCUCAAUCCGUCCAACAGCGUAUAUAGCCAUCCCCUCUCUCGAGUAUUCACCGACAUUCUCUCCACAUUCCCCGGUAUAUCGCGGCUACCAGAGCGCGUUGCUUCCCUCUACGUCAUGUUUCAUCUAAUGCGCUGGCAAAUCUCACCCACUCGCGACAACUUCAAGCUCAUCCCCGAAUGUAUGAUCCCCAAACAGCCACAAAUGGAUUAUGCUCACCCGGCAUGGCUUGACCUGUUACCAUUCCCUACCAUGAGAGAACGACUAACCCAAAUAUGGAACCCUCGUCAAUAUGAUCUGGACAACUGGUUCAUCCCCUUUACGACGUCACUGCGGGUUAGUUGGCCCUACGAGGAGACGGAUGCGCUUUUAAUGCUUCCAGACUCGGACGAAGUCGUGAUAAACCCAGUGUUUGAGAGGCAUAUACGGAAUCCCGACAACUGGAAGCUCGGAGAGAGGUUUGCAAGAGCAUUUCCAGAAUUGGCGGGCACAUAUCAAUUGGACCCCUCGAUAGAUUGCUAG